AUGAUAAAAUCAAUUUUGGAAUUUUUAGACAAGUUUGAAGGAGCUUUGACGGAAUUUCUGGAAGAUUUUUGUCCUUGUUGUUAUUUUCUACUAUGCACGGAACAUGAACAACAUAAAAAACUCAAAGCGUUUUCUGGAUUUUUCUACGGGAUUCUAUUGGGAUUGUUCAUGUAUUAUGCCAUUCUCAUCGAUUUGGAAUUUGGUAAAACGACAACGAUAAUCAUUGGUAUUUUUAUAACUUUGUUUAUAGCCAUCGCUUUCUGUGGUAAAUCCGGACGUGGAAUACUUAAAACGAUUGUUUUGGCAUACGUUUUAGGUGGUCCAUUCAUGACGAUAUCGAACAAUGCAAAAGAAGCUGUGAGAGUUUUUGGUUGUACGACAACUUUGGCACAUAAUCUUACUAAAACGAGAUACGAACUCAUGGUCAAACCUUUUCAGGAUGCUCUGUAUCAAAUGAAUCACGAUACAAAAGAAGUUUUGGAUACUCUCGAAAGCGUUCGUGACGUUAUCGAACCCAUCGUUGAAGAAAUCGAAGGCGAAGAUGAAGUCAAUAAAUUACGUAACGAAAAUGAUUACGUCGAUACUUUGCAAGGCGAUUCGAAAAGAUCAGAUGCCAUAGACGAAAAAUAUUCGGGAAAAAAUAAAACAAAAAAAAGACAAAUCGAACAACAACAACAAACGGAAAACAAAGGAGAAGAAUAUGAAAAAAAAUACAAAAGAAAACUCGAAUAUAGAUGUCAAGAUGUUAUCAGUAAGGGAGCGGAAAGAUGCAGGGAAUUAUUUUCCGAAGCCUACGACAAAUGUUACAACACCGUGAGCGUGUUUGUCGCUUGGCUGUUAUGUUGGCCGAUGAAAUUAACAUUCAUAUGCAAUUUAGCACAGGUUUUCGGAGGUAAAGCGGUAUGCGAUCCAUCGAAAGAAAUCGAACCCGGUUUCGGCGAAGGUUACGAAACGUUAAAAAACAUAAAAACGGAUAUGGAAGAUAAUUUCAAAGAUGUCAACAUACAAUUCAAAGUAAGCAAUCCUUUGCCGAGAGUCAACGUUAAAUCCGCGGCUGAAGUCGCUGAAAAAAUAACUAAAACUUUCCAAGAAAAAAAAAACAUAUUCGACGUUAUCAUUAUCGUUAUGAAAAGAAUUUUGGCGUUCAUAUUUCUCCGCGUCAUAUACAAAGCUUAUCAGUAUCACGAAAGAUAUUUAACCGAUAUAGAAUUUGAUAAUAAAUACAUAACGAAAUAUUUUCGACACAUUGAUAACAGGAGAAAGAAAAGAGGUCAAAGAUUUCUUUUACCGAUGAAAAAAGUUGAAAGGCAAAAUUUUAUCGAUCCAUACGCCGUAUUACUCUUGUCGGAAGAGCAAAGAAGAAUCAUGGGACAAACAUUUAAACUCGUACUUGAAAUGAUAACGGCAACGACAUUUAUUUUACUCGAUCGUUUGUUUUAUGAAACUCUCGACAUUGUUGCAAAACACGCACUCGUAGAAUACACUCAAAUAGGAGAACACGACAUGAGCAUAUCGAUAAAGGGUACGGGUAUGAUAGCAAACCUUGUUAGAUCGAUAGUCAAAGGUUUUAAUUUUAAAAGAAAAGUAAGAGUCGUACAUUCGAACGAACGUUGCCUUCCAAAACCGAUAAUGUUAUCAAAAUAUUAUCUAUAUAAAAUAUACGGCACAUAUUUUCUAAUAUGGAUAUUUAUUUUACUGGAAGGUUAUACUCAAAGAAUAAAUCGCGUUAUUUGCGCUUAUUUUUAUCACAAGAGAGAAAAAAAAAGAAUAUUAUUUUUAUAUAACGAAACAUUAAAAAGAAGAGUCGGGUAUUUCAGGUACAUGAGAGCAAGAUUAAGAAGAAAAGCGAGGGAAAUAAAUCUUUCUUUCGAUGCGAAUAUUUUUUUAGCAUUGAGAUUAAAAAAUCGUAAAAAAUUUGAUUGGUUAAGAUAUUUUCCAAUGGGUAAAAGACAAUGUUUGAUUUGUGGAGAACCCGAACCUGGAAAAAUUGGAGAAUUUCACGAGUGUACGACUCCGGGUUGCGAUUUUGUACAUUGUAAAGAAUGCUGGAAAGAUAUCGGUGGUAUUUGUUACGGUUGUCAACCAAUAGAAAGUGACGAAGAUCCAGCCGAAGAAGAUGAUUAUGGUUUAUAA
This is a messenger RNA of Pediculus humanus corporis (human body louse), 2133 nucleotides long. Its product is annotated as dendritic cell-specific transmembrane protein, putative. NCBI's taxonomy places the organism in Eukaryota, Metazoa, Arthropoda, Insecta, Psocodea, Pediculidae. The transcript is spliced from 13 exons. The record is from RefSeq and is a predicted model, not a curated record. Gene Ontology annotation, cellular component: membrane. The coding region runs from base 1 to 2133 and encodes 710 amino acids.